This is a messenger RNA of Sus scrofa (pig), 8370 nucleotides long. The record is from RefSeq and is a predicted model, not a curated record. Lineage: Eukaryota; Metazoa; Chordata; Mammalia; Artiodactyla; Suidae.
GCAGCGGGUAGUAUGUACACACUAGGCCCCAAGGAUACAGAGGGUGUUGUGCCUGCUGCAGCAAGACAGGGAUUAAGAGGUGGGAGUGGAGUCUGCUGUCUCGGAUUGCUGCAAAAUCCAUCCUCUCUCUGAGAUAAGAGACAUAUUAAUGGAAGAUGAUUGAAUGUGAAGACCUAAACCAAGAAGAAAUAAUUAAAGAACUGUGUUUAUGCAAUGGUUUAUCUUAUGAGAUGAUCGGACAAAAAGGAUCAGACACUUCAAAAUUGGAAAUGUUUUUCUCAGGGUAUCCUCGUAUAGUUGGAUUAUCAUUAUUUCCUAAUUUAACAAGCCUCACAAUUGUUGCUCAAGAUAUAAAAGAAAUUUCAGGACUAGAGACUUGUUUACAGCUUAAAGAACUUUGGAUUGCCGAAUGCUGCAUAGAGAAAAUUGGAGGUCUUCAAGAAUGCAGAAAUUUAGAAAAACUGUAUUUAUAUUACAAUAAAAUUUCUAAAAUAGAAAAUUUAGAGAAAUUAUUCAGAUUGGAGGUUCUUUGGCUGAACCACAAUGCAAUUAAAAACAUUGAGGGCUUACAAACUUUGAAGAAUUUAAGCGAUCUCAACCUUGCUGGAAAUCUAAUAAGCAGCAUUGGUCGAUGUCUUGAUCCCAAUGAAAAACUGGAAAGAUUAAACCUUUCUGGUAACCAAAUAUGUUCUUUCAAGGACCUCACCAACUUAACCAGGCUGCGUCACUUAAAGGAUUUAUGUCUGAAUGAUCCUCAAUAUAAAACCAAUCCAGUUUGUCUGCUAUGUAAUUAUUCCACACAUGUGUUAUAUCAUUUGCCUUACCUUCAAAGACUUGACACAUUUGAUGUAUCAGCAAAGCAAAUCAAGGAACUGGCAGAUACCACAGCAAUGAAGAAAAUAAUGUAUUACAACAUGCGCAUAAAAACUGUUCAAAGGCAUCUUAAUGAAGACCUUGAAAAACUGAAUGAUCGAAAAUGUAAAUUACAGAAGUUGCCAGAAGAACGAAUAAAAUUAUUCAGCUUUGUGAAAAAAAAUUUGGAACGGGAACUGGCUGAACUCAAAGGAUCUGGCAAAGUGCACAAUGACAGAUCUAAUAACAAUAAAGUAACUGAGCUUGAAAAAUCAAAGAAUGGUGAAACUGUCACAGAAGAACCAAGCCUUCAACAGAAGAUAGUGACCAAAUUAAAUGCCCUGAAUGAAAGAGUAACAUUCUGGAACAAAAAAAUAGAUGAAAUUGAAGCAAUUUAUCGUAUUGAAGUAAAGCAAAAGAAGAAAAGUCAUAGUUUAUUGAUCCCAUUUUUGUUAAUUGAGUUGGAGACUGUGGGAAAUAUCCACUUUGAAGAAGGCACUCGAUCGGAUGACUGGUUUAAUUCCUGCUACGAAUUAAUUCUGUCACGUUUUUGUACGUGGGACUUCAGAACAUAUGGUAUUACUGGAGUGAAAGUAAAACGUGUCAUCAAAGUUAAUAACCGUAUUCUGAGACUAAAAUUUGAAGAGAAAUUCCAAAAGUUUUUGGACAAUGAAGAUAUGCAAGAUUCAGAGAGCUAUCGAAAGAUGUUGGAAUGCCUUUUUUAUGUUUUUGACCCUGAAGUUACAGUGAAGAAAAAGCAUCUGCUACAAAUACUUGAAAAAGGAUUCAAAGACAGUGAAACAAGCAAGCUGCCUCUAAGAAAAGAGGCUGUCAUUCUUGCUAACAGCCUAAGUAUGUGUGAGUGUCCCAGAAUUGAAUUUCUACAGCAAAAGUACAAAGAUGAGAAGAUAAACUCUUUUGAGCAUGAGCUCUUCAGACAUGGCAUCCUCCUGAUUACAAAGGUUUUCCUUGGCCAGAGUGUUCAAGCUCGUGAUCAGGAUUCCAUCAGCCAAGCCAAUUAUCCAAUGCUUAAUUCAGUGUUCAUUCCUCGAAAAUAUUUACUAAAUUCUAUCAUGGGACAAAGAAACUGUGAUUGCAGCGUUCGGCAGUGCAAGUGGUUUGUCUUUGAUCAUGACCUUGUUUUGCCUGAAUACAUCGUAGAAUUUGAGUAUAUUACAGUGGUCAAGGCUCACUCUUUAUUUUCAUUCAACGUUAUUCUAGAAGAGAGCAAAAAAAGUUCAGAAAGAUCAUUAUUGUCCCAGGAUUUGAAAUUUGAUGAUGAAGUCAUAAAAAUGGAUCCCAGGAUCAAGCCCAGACCAAAACUUAUUAGUUUGGAUGAUAAAACAAUACUUUCUCUUGCCAAGACUAGCAUUUACAGUCAUAUUGUGAGCCUGAAUUUACAUGGAAACAGCUUGAGUAAACUGAGAGAUCUCUCUAAGUUAACAGGACUUCGAAAACUUAAUAUCAGCUUUAAUGAAUUUACGUGUUUAGAUGAUAUAUACCACCUGUAUAACCUUGAAUAUUUGGAUGCAAGCCAUAACCAUGUGAUAACUCUUGAGGGAUUUAGAGGUCUGAUGAAACUUAAGCACUUAGACUUGAGCUGGAAUCAACUGAAGAAAUCUGGUGAUGAAAUAAACGUGUUAUGCAAACACACUACAAGCCUUCUCACUCUUGAUAUUCGACACAAUCCAUGGCAAAAGCCAGCCACAUUAAGGAUGAGUGUUAUUGGCAGAUUAAAGACUCUUACUCAUUUAGAUGGAGUCCUCGUUUCUGAAGAAGAAGCAACAGCAGCUACGAAAUUUAUCGCUGGAACAAAGAUUACUCAGUUUUCUCUCUUACGGCAUUCUAGUACUAAAGAGGAGAGACCACGGAUUCUUAGUAUAUGGCCUUCUGCCAAAAUUCUGACACAGAUUUCAAAAUCAGGACCACAUUCACAUCUAAAUGGAAACUGGUACUUGAAGAUAACUGCCUUAAAUUUAGAUGGGCAACAUCUCUUUGAAAUCACAAAUUUAGAAAAAUUGGAAAAUUUGAAAUGGGCAUCAUUCAGCAACAAUAAUCUCACUAAAAUGGAAGGCUUGGAAUCCUGUGUUAACUUGGAAGAACUCACAUUAGAUGGAAACUGCAUCUCAAAGAUAGAAGGUAUUUCCAAGCUGACUAAAUUAACCCAUCUCAGCAUAAAUAAUAAUCUUCUCACUGGUCUGGAAAAGCAUACUUUUGAUAACAUGCUUCAUCUUCAUUCCCUUUCUCUUGAGAACAACAGAAUCACUUCACUGAGUGGUUUACAAAAAGCUUUUACUCUAAUUGAAUUAUACAUAAGCAAUAACUACAUUGCUCUCAAUCAGGAGAUCUACAAUUUAAAGGGUUUAUGCAACCUGGUCAUUCUAGACAUGUAUGGAAACAUUAUUGUAUGGAAUCAAGAAAACUACCGGUUGUUUGUAAUAUUUCAUCUUCCAGAACUAAAAGCUUUGGAUGGAAUCUCAAUUGAACCAUCAGAGACUGAGUGUGCAAAAGACUUGUUUGGUGGCAGACUUACUUCUGACAUGAUUGCAGAACGACAGGGACAUUCAAACUUCACUCAAAUGCAAGAACUAAAUUGGACUUCAUCAUCCAUCAGAACUGUAGAUUUGGUUCCUGUUGACCAAUUUAGAAAUGUGUGUAAUGUGAAUCUACAGAACAAUAAUCUUACCUCAUUCAGUGGAUUAAUUUAUCUGCCUAAUGUGAAGGUCUUAUGCCUCAACUAUAAUCAUAUUGAGUCAAUCAUGCCCCGACUAAAGCCUCAGACUCAUUUGACCAACAGACAACUACUGUACCAGAAAGUUCCUUCAAGUGGCUAUGGGCAGCAAGGAACUGCAAAAAUAAACAGAGAUAUAAUGAGCAGUGAAAAUUUGCCUCCAAUAAUGCACAGUUUAGAAGUUCUUCAUUUGGGCUACAAUGGAAUUUGUAAUUUGAUUCAGCUACAACUUAACAGACUAAGAAAUUUAAAAUUCCUCUUUCUGCAGGGAAAUGAAAUCAGUCAAGUGGAAGGGCUUGACAACUUAGAAGUCCUUCAGGAAUUAGUAGUGGACCAUAACCGCAUCAGGGCAUUUAAUGAUAGUGCAUUUGCCAAACCAAGCUCCCUGUUGGCACUUCACCUGGAGGAAAACAGACUACGAGAGCUGAGUAAAUUACAACCUUUGGUAAAACUAGAGAAACUCUUCCUAGGAUAUAAUAAAAUCCAGGAUAUGACAGAACUGGAAAAACUUGAUGGGAUCUCUUCCCUCAGAGAGCUUACAGUUUAUGGCAAUCCGAUUUGUAGAAAAAUGCUACAUCGCCAUGUGCUUAUAUUUCGACUGCCUAACUUACAGAUGUUAGAUGGAAUCCCUGUGAAUUCAGAUGACAGGGCAAAAGCUGAAUUUCACUUCUCUGAACUACAAGCUAAGAAAAAUUUGUUUAUUCCUGUUACCAACUCUCCUGUGGAUGGUGGAUCCUUUGGCCAAGUGAAAGCUCCUCCCAUUAAGAUAACAAAUGUAAUUCCGCCUGGUGGAUUUAGCCAUUACUUGGGAUCUGACUUCACUUUAACUCCUGAAGUUGAAGGUAUUUCGACAGAAUUUCUGAGUGAAUGGGAAAAAACAAACAACGGCAACCAAAAACCCACAUAAUUUCAAACAAAAGUCUCACUUUCAUUUCUAAUACUGCUUAAAUUGCAUAUUUUAAAUUUACGUUUGCUAAAAUUGAAUAUUUGUUCGUUUCAUGUAACCAUUCUGAUUUCAAAGAAUCUAUAGUAUUUUUUAGUUUUGCUCAACUUCCAAUAUGUUGUAACUAAGCAUUUGCUUGCAAUUUGAACUUUGUGAUACUUGCACAAUUAUUUCUUGACAUUUAUUUUAUUUCAUUUUAUGUAUUUCAUAGCUGAACUAACUGCUAAAACCAGUUAAUUAGUAUGUCCUACUAAAAGAAAUCAGAGGUUUAAAAAUAUUAGUAACAGCAGAGUCUUGGAGUAUGAAGGAUAUCUUAACAAGGAGAAGGUCAAAUUUUAUCCUUGAAACCACUAGUAAAAUAUUCAUGAAGCUAUCAAUAGGGAACAGUUUCAAGAGAUAGCUCUCUAAAGGAAGGGAAUAUUAAAAGGACAGAGCAUGGAAAUGGUUCAUUCUAUUAUAUAUAUAAUAGAAUGAUAUAUAUAUAUAUAUUCGCUCAGGUAUAAUAGAAUUAUAUAUAUAUAUAUUCGCUCAGGUUUGGAUCAAGGCUAUUCCCUUAUUCUAGAUCUUCACUGGCUAUAAUUUUCAGGAAACUGGGAAUAGCUGCUCCUUCUCUGAGGGCUCAUCUCUUCCAUUCUUUAUAACAUUUCACUUGACCUCAGACCACUGUUAGACAAUAAAACUGAACAUCACAAUAGUGAUAAAAUGAUCUAAGAGCCUACUAAAAAAAGUAGAUCUCUCUAUCCAAUUAUUUUUAAAAGAAACUCAGUUAAAAGAAACCAAACAUAAUUUACUAUGUUAAGAUGUAUUUUUUAUUUUUCAUCCUCCUACAUACUUAUGGCUUCAACAUUUUAAUCACAGUGAGAAUUUUUAUGCUUCUGCCCAAUAGAUACAACUAUCAGUAAAACUGAACAUACCAAAUUGUUAUUGGCCUCCUUGAUAGUACAGUGUCAUCACUGUCAUCUUCAGUAAUGUCUUCAAUACCUUUUUUCUUGGCAUGGAUUCAUCUCCAUAACUUUCUUCUCAAAUAUCUUUCAUUAAGAUUCAUUGUACAACUACUUUUUAGUAUUUUCUGGAAAAGUUCUGUUUCUUUACUAUUUUCUGACUGUAUUGCCCCAAUUUUUGUUUUGAAAAGUAUAGUUACUUUCUCUAUAAAUUUAUAAUAGCACACGAGCUCUGAACAUUUAUAUUUUUUAAUUGCUAAAAAGGUAUCAAAUUGGUUCAUUAGCUCAGAAAAAUUUAAGCAGCAUUAAGUACUAGAAAUGUAUUUCAAUUCUAUAUUUUUAUUUAAAGUUUUUAAUUCAUGUUAUGAAAUAUGUAUAGCACACAUUCAGCUAAAGGACAACAGAAGUUAUUAAUUUAUUAAUGCUUUUCAUUGGUUCCUAAUUCCUAAUUUCAGACAAACAAAACAAGAAUGCAGGGAUUCUGAUGAGUAAUCCUCGGAGCAUCCAUGCAGAAAUAGCUUUUAGGCAACUCAGAGGGAUAAAUCUCUCUCCAUCUCUUUUAUCACAUCAGAAUAUGGCAUCUCCAAGUGCACAAAUGUACCAGGGCAACCAAGAUGAGGAAAGGUAAAGCUAUUUUGUGUUUUGACAUUGUUUCUCAUCAUUAAAAUAAAAAAGAACUCCCUGAAUUUGCCUGUCAUGUAUAGAAAUGGGAAAUAUUGUUAUAUUCUACCACAUAUUUACUCUGUGAGCUGGGAAGAAACUGUCAGAUAGCAUAAGGCUUCUUCUCUCAUAUUUGCCAAACCUUUCUCAAAGUCCAGUAUAUAUAAAGCAUAAUUCAAAAAAUGCUUUUUAGAGUUGGCUAUCAAAGUAGAAUAGUGUUCACCCAGUACUUAGGUAAGGAAACACUAAAACAAUUAUGGAACUACUAUUAAUUGUAUUCUCUCCCGAGUCACUUCUAAUCACUGAAUAUGCAAAUCAGUUCACUUAUAUUUUGAACAACAGAUAAAUUCAACUCUGAAAUCGCAAAGGCUGAGAACUAUGUAUAUUCUUCAAACUUCUCCUUAUAAUUCCCACUUGCCUUCCUCCAGUUUGGAUCCAAGCCCUAGAGGCAGGCUGAAGGCCUAAAGAACCUGCUACUUCUCAUUAAGAAUUUGCUCUGCUGCUCAACAGCUGUCAUGUCCUCUAGCUUCUUUGUAACCAAGCUCUGGAUCAUCUAUUAAAGGUGAUCUAGCAGCAGGUCUAGCUUAGGCCUGGCUCCUGCCAUAGUGAUUUCCCUGCUAUAAUCAGUCGUAUCCCACUGAGUAUAUAUUUAUUGAGUAUACUAUAUUGAUAUCAUAUUUUGAUAUCAAUAGGUUAUAUCCUCAUGAUAACCUGAUUUAUAGAUAGCCAAAAAUAGGAUAUUUUUCUCUCCUGUGUUGUCUUUUUUAAAUUGUACACAUAUAAAAUAUAAAAAUUAUUUACUGAAGAAUUACCUUAAAUUAGCUGAUCCAUUAAGAAACCGUCACAAUUAUCUGACUCAUAAAUUAUUUUGUUUCUGACAGAAUUCCCGGCAGCCACUUUCCAAGAUCAAAUCGAAUGUAACUGCCUAAAGAGAAAUGAAUAUACACCAAGAAACCUAUUUCUGUUUAGUAGUUGUACAAAAACUAUUAGACAGUGUCAGUGAAAAAAUAUAUAUAAGACAAUCAUGUUACUUAUGUUACUGAAGCACCUGAUCCAUAUGAAGAUAAUCUCUAUCACCCUUGGUGAAUUUUAUUUUAUAUCCCCCCUCUUAAACUUUUUUAUGGUUAUCCUAAUUAUUCAUUUGAAUUUCAUGUUUGAAAAAUCAUGAAAUAAUAUAUCAUACAAUUUGAAAAGAUACAAGUGACAUAAAACAAAGUCUAAAAAAUCAAAUAUUUAGUGGAAACCAUUUAGUUGCAAAAAUCUCAUUUUGGCUUGUCAUAUAAAGAUACGAAAAAACAUAAUUGUAGGAAAUAAGCAUAUUUUAAUUUGUAGAAUAUCUGUUCAUUUAGGCUUACCUAAAGUUAAAGCAUACAUUUCUAACAAAACACACUAUUACUAAUGCAGGUUGAAUUUUGCUAGUUGAACUACAAAUUAGUUUAGGACUAUAUUUCAGGAAAAAAAAAAUCCUCAAACUGGGUCUGCCCUAAGAAUAAAUCAUAGGCAUCAAUAGUGAAACUGGACAGGGCCUGUGGGGCUCCUGGGCACAAAAGCCUUUCCAUGUCCCCCAUUUCUUGUUCUUAGGAAAUGGGCCUCAUUCGGCCACCAUGACCUUUCCUGAGUUCCUAGGGACAGCUUCAGACAGUUGCAGAUCAGGGAAGGGAGGAACAGUCGAGCAACAACAGUACAGCCUUGGGGCAGGAUCCUGGUUCCCUCUCAAGGAUACACAUAAUAAUAUAGGCAUCUUAUACACCUAAGAGAAAAGUUAUAUUCCUUAUGCUUCUUUUAGAAAGGAAUACUUUAAAACUGAACAGCCUAGAGUCUUUCUUUGUCCUUCUUCCUGACUUAAUUGCACCCUAAACAAAAUCACCCGUAAAGAUUAGGCACUCUGAGCAUAAUUGCCUGUGCGCUAAAGAUUAUUAGCACGUGAUGUUUACCAGGAACGUUCUUGGUUUGUUCUAAUUUCUGAUCAAUAGGCCCUUUUCACAAGUCCUGUUGUUCUAGGCAAUAACCCAGAAAAACACCAUCGUGAACAUCUCCUGACUCCAGCUUUGAUGACUAAGAUUCCCCCAAAGUAGAAUGCAUGUUUGUUCCAAUCCUGAUUCCUAUCUGAAAACCUGUUUUUCUCCUUUUUACUCUAAAACUCCUCGCAAUUUGGGGGGGAGGGGAGCACAGUCUUUAAGGCAUUAGCCUGCUGUGACCCUCCUUAGCCUGGCAAAGCAAUAAAGCUGUUUUUUUCUCCUUUA